AUGCAAGAGCUCUUCAAUCCCACACAUGACGAAUCGACCUCAGCAGUAAACGGCGACCCGGAUGAGCCUCACCAGCCAAGUGAAGAGAACCAUUGGCAGAUAACAAGGAUCGCUCUUGAGCGUGCACUCCCGCGUAUCAGUGCAAGCACUGCUACCGGACUGGACGGCAUACCGGCGGGCCUUGUGAAAUGCUUGGGGAAGUCUGCUCGAGAAGACCUCGCGGGAAUUUUCAAUACCAUCCUCAAGAACGGCCCAAUCCCACCUGACUGGCAAUGCGGCAGAACCAUCGAGGUGGCACGGAGAGAAACCAGAGGUCUGCUUGGAUGCUUUUUGGAUGUCGCCAAGGCUUAUGAUAGUGUGCCACACGAGGAGUUUUUCCACCAGUUAGACCAACGACAAAUGCCGAGCCUGUGGACAGACUUUCUCCGGCGGCUCUAUGCAGAUAGCUCGUUGGUAGCACGCUUCAGAGGCACCAGAACACAGCCUCUGAGAGUGACAAGAGGACUCAGGCAGGGCUGCCCUUUGUCUCCGCUGCUAUACAUGCUAUAUGUGGCGGGACUCGAGCAGGCACUCGUGUAA
This is a messenger RNA of Rhipicephalus microplus (southern cattle tick), 579 nucleotides long. RefSeq lists its product as uncharacterized. The record is from RefSeq and is a predicted model, not a curated record. NCBI's taxonomy places the organism in Eukaryota, Metazoa, Arthropoda, Arachnida, Ixodida, Ixodidae.